Molecule: messenger RNA, 1827 nt
Organism: Polychytrium aggregatum
Lineage: Eukaryota; Fungi; Chytridiomycota; Chytridiomycetes; Polychytriales
Product: P-loop containing nucleoside triphosphate hydrolase protein
Exons: 8
Coding region: 1-1827 (608 amino acids)
Molecular function (GO): ATP hydrolysis activity; ATP binding
Source: RefSeq, a predicted model, not a curated record
AUGAGCAGCAAGGGCCCGACCAAGAGCACCGUCGACCAGGACAAGCUCAACAAAGCCGAGGCCAAGCUGGCCAAAAAGAAGGCCGCCAAGGGCCAGUAUGAUCCCGAUGCCAUUCCCGAGUGGAACCCGGAUGUCAAGCCGCAGAUCAUCGUCAACCAGCAGAAGCUCUCGUCCGAGAGCAAGAGCAAGGACAUCAAGAUCGAGAACUUUGACAUCAGCUACGCCGGCCGAAAGAUCUUGCUGAAUGCCACCUUGACCAUGUCCAGUGGCAAGCGCUACGGCCUCGUUGGCAAGAACGGUGCCGGUAAAUCCACACUGCUACGAGCGAUUGCCCACAAGGAGCUCCUCAUUCCGUCGCACAUCCGAGUGCUGCACGUCGAGCAGGAGAUCCACGGCGACGGCACUCCUGCGCUGCUUUCCGUCUUGCAGGCUGAUGUCGAGCGCGAAUCGCUUCUGGAGGAGGAGAGGGAGCUCUCGGCGGCGAUCAACAAACCCGGAUUGUCUGCAGAGGAAUCGUCCCUCAUCUCGUCGCGCCUCAAGUCGGUCUAUGCCAAGCUCGAGGAGAUUGAGUCCGACAAGGCCGAGUCAAAGGCCGCGGCGAUCUUGAACGGAUUAGGGUUCAGCCCAGAUCAACAGAAAGCAGCCACCAAAACCUUUAGUGGUGGCUGGAGAAUGCGACUUGCCCUCGCCCGCGCGCUCUUCUGUCGCCCGGACUUGCUGCUUGCCGAUGAAGUCACCAACUUUUUGGAUUUCCCUGCCGUUGUGUGGCUCGAGAACUAUUUCCAGAACUGGAACGCCACGCUCCUGGUGGUCUCGCACGAUCGAUCGUUCCUGGAUGCAGUGGCUACGGACGUCAUUCACCUGACAAGCUGCAUCCUGGAGCCUUACCGCGGUAAUUUCUCGUCGUUUGUCUCGACUCGAGCCGAGCGUGUCAAGAACCAGCUCCGCGAAUACGAGGCCCAGGUUCAGUACCGCAAGCAUCUGCAAGACUUUAUCGAUCGCUGGCGGUACAAUGCCAAGAGAGCAGCCCAGGCGCAGAGCAAAAUCAAGAUUCUGGAGAAGCUGCCUCCGCUCGAGCCUCCGCCCAAGGACGAGAUGGAGGGUCUUGGCGAAGAAGGAAGUGUCUACUUCCGCUUCAACGAGGCCGAGAAGCUUUCUCCGCCCAUCCUGCAGAUGGACAACGUCACCUUUGGAUACAACUCGUCGCGCACGAUUCUCAAGGGCAUUUCAUUCGACUUGCGCAUGGACUCGAAGAUUGCGAUUGUCGGCCCCAACGGCGCAGGUAAAUCGACCAUGAUUUACCUCUUGACCAACCAGACUCAGCCCACAUCGGGACGCUGCCAUCGCCACGGACGCUUGAGAAUCGCUCUGUUCUCCCAGCACCACGUCGAUCAGCUCGAGCUCGGUGCCUCCUCGGUGCAGUUCCUGCAGAAAAAGUUCCCCGGUUUCACGGAAGAAGAGUACCGGCGCAUCCUGGGCCGAUAUGGGCUGACGGGCACGACUGCGCUGCAGCCAAUCGGCACGUUGUCUGGCGGCCAAAAGAGCCGUGUUGUAUUCGCCUGGAUGUCGAUGCAGAACCCUCAUGUUUUGAUCCUGGAUGAACCUACGAACCAUUUGGAUAUGGACUCGAUCGAUGCCCUGGCCUCGGCCCUGCGCGCCUUCAACGGCGGUGUUGCCGUUGUCUCCCACGACGAGCGAUUCCUGGACGCCGUUUGCAACGAGGUGUGGGUGUGCCAGGGAGGCACCCUGUCCCGAUUCGAGGGCAAGGAGGGCGUGCAGGAUGGCAUCGUGCGCCAGUACAAGAAGAGCUUGGGUGUGGAUGUGUAG